UGUUUUCCCUUCAAACUUCACCCUUAUCCCUCUUCUGCUUCAUCUCUAACACUUCCAAUGGCUACUCUCAAUUUCUCAAUCCUCUCUAAAACCCUAACCCCUAAAUCCCCAAAUCCUAUUUCUAAACCCUCUUCAUUCAUCACUUCUAACCUUCCUUUCGUCAAUUCUCAAUCCCUAAAACCCAUUUUCACACAAAUCAUUCCAAAGUCGUCCCGGGUUCGGACACACCAAAUAAGGGCGGCAGUCGAUGGGGAUUAUUCGUCCAGAAGGAGCAGUAGUAGUGAACCCAGGGAGACCAUUAUGUUACCUGGAUGCGAUUAUAAUCAUUGGUUGAUAGUCAUGGAGUUUCCGAAGGAUCCUGCUCCGACCAGAGAGCAAAUGAUUGACACUUACCUCAAUACACUUGCUUCUGUUCUUGGCAGUAUGGAAGAAGCAAAGAAAAACAUGUAUGCUUUUAGCACUACCACAUACACAGGGUUCCAGUGCACUGUAUCUGAAGAAACAUCUGAAAAAUUCAAAGGAUUACCUGGAGUGCUUUGGGUAUUGCCUGAUUCAUACAUUGAUGUGAAGAACAAGGACUAUGGAGGUGAUAAAUAUGUGAAUGGAGAAAUAAUUCCAUACAAAGAGAUGGACCUCCUCCUGAGCAAAGAAGACCAAAGCAAGAGGCCACAUCCACUUCUUCUGAAUCACCUUCUGCAUGAUAUCUCAUGGGUGGCAACCAUAAGUUGAGGAUGAAGACACUAUGGGAAAUGCUAGCAACAUCUUGUAGCCAUGUCUAUGCAAUCAAGAAGAAGAAGAAGAAGAAAGAGAUUUCUGCUUAUGAUGUGGUUUAAUUUUGUUAAAUUUUUGGGCAGAAAUUAUGUGAAAACUUUUCAUGGCUUGUAGUUGAAAACUAUAACAUAUGUGAUCGAUUUAGUU
Lactuca virosa is the source of this 918-nucleotide messenger RNA. Lineage: Eukaryota; Viridiplantae; Streptophyta; Magnoliopsida; Asterales; Asteraceae. The record is from the annotation of a GenBank genome assembly.